Hypanus sabinus (Atlantic stingray) is the source of this 2215-nucleotide messenger RNA. It is a transcript of the gene tssc4, whose product is annotated as tumor suppressing subtransferable candidate 4. The record is from RefSeq and is a predicted model, not a curated record. The coding region runs from base 608 to 1651 and encodes 347 amino acids. NCBI's taxonomy places the organism in Eukaryota, Metazoa, Chordata, Chondrichthyes, Myliobatiformes, Dasyatidae. The transcript has 4 exons.
CAGGAACACCGACUGCCAGGUCAAAGUCACGGCGCCGCACUGGGUCGGCAAUAUCUUCAAACGCCGUGGCCCGCCACAAACCAAAGUUGUGAAGGCGUCGGGGCUUCGGGAAACUUUCGGAGAGGGAUUACGGGAGUUGUAGUUACGUGGAUGUAAGGAGCUGGAGUCGCAAGUAGAUUGAGGGGGAAGGACUACAAGUCCCAGAGGCAGGUGGCCUCACUGAUCCGUCGUUUCCGGUGAGCGCGGGCGAGAGGAACGGUGCUGAGCCGUACGCGGGAAUCCGGCCUACACUGAAACCAGAGGGACAUGGACCCGGAGUCACAGCUUAAUGAACAGAGAACCGCAGUCCUUUUAGAGUUAAAUAGUAUCCUGUCCACCACUCGGAAUCUUGUGUGUGAGCUCAGGACUCUGGUAGCUUUGACAGACCGAGAAGAAGGGAAACUAGCCCAGUCUCAGAAAAAAGGUAGAUAAAGGAGGGAAUUUCAAACUAUUGCCUUGCCUGGACAUAAUGAAACUUCACAACUGAAGGCCUUGAGCUCCCUGGAAAUCUGGAAGCACCUGUUUGCUGCAGUGUCUGCAGAAGUCAACAGUCCAUUGUUGCAAUAAAAUGGUAGAUGAGGAGACUUCCACAGAUCUAUUGCUUCUAACAGACCCAAACCAUGAAACCAGAUUAUUCAAUGAUGUAAUAUCCAUUGGUGAAACUGAUUCAGAAAAUAACCCACAGUCACUUAAUUCCAUAUCACAUGUUGAUGAAUCUGAUCCAGGUGUCUGGGAGCUGGAUGACUCACUUGUUGAACCGCAAUGUGAUUACAUGUCAGAUCAUUCUCUGACCGCUGGAAUUAGUCCACCAUUGCAGCUGUUUCAGUUACGGGGAACUAGUUCUGGGUUCACUUCACGUAGUCACAGAAUAUUCAGUGGCUUGGAGAAUGCAGUAAAACUUGAUGCUUCUCAGUCCAAAGACAAGAAGAUCAUUGAAGAAGAAUUCGAACAUCCACCAUAUCAAGCUCCUCAGGGAAAGCUGACAGAAGAAUCUCCUUCAGAGAAAAUGAUAGUCAUGGUACCAGCCAGAGCAAGGCAGAGUACGGUCUUGGGUAAAAAGCCACACUCUGUCCCAGACUUCCUUCUGCAUCCAGAACGCUGGACAAAAUACAGCUUGGAAGAUGUUCCAGAAAUGAGCAAUAAGAAAAAUACAGCAGUGGCGCUCGAGUUCAUGGGUGUUUUGAAAAAACGAAAAAAAGAAAAAAAUACAGACAUGCAGCAAGACCUAACCAAAGACCUAACAGACUUCAAUGAAAGCUCCAGUUCCUGUUUCAAUCAAAAAUCUGACAGUGGUGUUGGUAAAAUCGUUUUCAGAAAGCCAUCAAAACCAGAGGUAACAGAAUGGGAUAGUGCUGGCAAAAAGGUUGAUGUGAUCAAGAAGAGAGAGAAGAGCGGUGAACUUGGUUCAGUAGAUCUGGCACUUUCAGAUUGCAGUGAAGUCCCGGAUGCAGAAGCUUGGUGGCAUGAUAAAGAUGUAGCGGAGCUGUCAAAGGACAGGAAACAGAUGACAGCAGAAGAGAAAGAGCAAAACUCAGUCAUAUUUCACAAUGUAAGAAAGAGAAAUCGGAAGAAUAUUCGAAUGAAAUUGAAUGAAGACCGCGAGGAUGACUAAUAUCCACAUGGUUUGAUUUUAAAUGGAUUAUCUUAAAAUCAAUAUUUAGUUAAAUAUUCCUUUGACAGAGCUGUCUCCUUUUAGGCCAUGCUGUAAGUUUCCCAGGAAGGUAGUAUUAAUUUUGUACAGUUAUCCAAUGUUUGUGUUCACAGGUGUAUGUUGUGGGGGGAUGGGGGUUGGGGAGGGUUUGGAGUGCGAUGUAGAGGUGGCGAGGGAGGGAGAGGCAGGAGAAGUUCUAAAUGGGUCAGGUUUGUGAUGGAAAGGAGAGAAAUGUAAGAUCUUGAACUGUAGUGAAAGUAAAAUGUACACUAUGUAUAAACACUUUAUGCUUCAAGUGACAAGAACUGCAAUGUUAUUUUGAAACCCAGAUGAAAAGAAUGAGAAGUUCUAACAUGAGCUUCUAUGUGGCAAAAUUCAGGGCUUGAGAGUAAAGUACUAAAUUGUAUUUCAUGUGACCAGCAAUGUUAACAAUGCACUGUUGCUUAACAAUUAUUAGUAGAUAUAAUUUCAAAUAAAAUUAAUCCACAAGUAGGUAUUUGUGGCGUGACCAACUUUUAUUGUCCA